AUUUCUUUGAUUAGGAAAGUGACCCCAAUUUCAGAAUCCCAAGAACCAAGCAUUUCUUCUUUUUCUCUUUGCUUGCCGUUGACUGAUGCACACUAUUUAUUCAGUAAUCAUCUCUCUCUCACUUUUUCUCCUUUUCUCUAACAAAUUCUUUAAAUACAAAAGUAUUUACAGCCAUUUAAUUCAUUCAUGAGCAUUAGGAGGAGAUAAGUGGGUUUUCUUUACUCCAUAGCUCUUCCCUAGGUUGGAUUGUCCAUGUCCAAGUCCCCAACCUUGGAGUUUGCAAUGUCUAAUUUUAUGGAUGAUGGCACUACACCAUAUUUCUCAGCUCUUGAUUCUGAUUUCUCAACUGGUUAUCUGGAAGAUGCUUUGUUUGAAUUUCACCACCCAUCUAAAAGAAGGCGUUUCUUGUUCUUAGCUGAUGAUGACGAUGAUGAUCAUCAAACCAAGAAUUUGAGUGAUCCCAUAAAGAGCUAUUGGAACUGGAAUUACACUCAGAAUUAUUCUGAGAAUUAUGAUUAUCUGAGCCAGAUAACAACCAAUUUGGAUGGCUUUUCAGGUGAAGCCAUGAAUGGAGGAUCAGUGAGCAGAAUGAGUGAGAAUGCAACCAUUUUCAAAGAAAUGAAAACAGCAGAGGAGGGAUUAGGGUCAAUAACAGCUUCUGACACUUCUUGGUCAUCUUCUGAUAGAGACUCAGUUCACACCAAGUCCAUAUCUGACACAGAAACACUAUAUUCCACAGAUCACAUUUCUCCUUCCGGAGUAGUUGAUCAUGGUAGGAGGAAGAAGAAGAUGAUGACAAGGGUGGUGUAUCCAUUUGCCGUGGUGAAGCCGGGAGGGAUCGAAGGCGUCGUGACCUUAAAGGACAUCAAUGAGAGGAUCCUAAUGCCUCCGGUUCGGCCUGUAAGGCACCCGGUCGGGGACUUUGCUUGCCGGCCACUUGUUUCUGCUAAUGGAACAGUAGGUCUGUCCGGCAAGGCCGUGACGGCCAUCACAAGAAUUCAGACACAAGGGAGAGGCACAGUCACAAUUAUCAGAACUCAAGGUUGAGAAUUAUGGUUGUAUACAGGAGAUAGUGAGUUCUUGCUUAAAUUGCUGAUGAAUUUUAGCAUGUUUGAAUUGUAUAGGGACAGAUUAUAAAUGUGUUUCUCUUGUAAUAUAUUCUCUUUUGCACAUCAAUUAUACUUCAUAUUCUUAA
Cornus florida is the source of this 1195-nucleotide messenger RNA. RefSeq lists its product as uncharacterized. Lineage: Eukaryota; Viridiplantae; Streptophyta; Magnoliopsida; Cornales; Cornaceae. Bases 253 to 1047 code for a protein of 264 amino acids. Gene Ontology annotation, biological process: female meiotic nuclear division; male meiotic nuclear division. The transcript has 5 exons. The record is from RefSeq and is a predicted model, not a curated record.